AUGGAAAUGGGGGAAGGGUUCACAGGUGAGGGGUUGGAAGAGGAGGCGGACGAGGAAGAGGUCCCGGAAGCGCCUGGUUGCUCCGGAGCGGCCUCCCGCUUCGAGAGGGGAAGCCGCUCAGAGUCCAGUGGUGAGGGGAACGAAGAGAUGGAAGAAGAGGAGGAGGAGGAAGAGCUAGAAGAAGAAGAAGCAGCUUUAGAAAGGGGGCGUGGGAAGCCUUUUGGAAGCUUUGGGAUGGAGGAGGGGGCAAUGGACUCGGACGAUGAAGAUGAGCGUAUGAUUAAUCUGUCUGAGCUGACACCAUACAUAAUGUGUUCCAUCUGCAAGGGGUAUUUCAUAGAUGCCACAACUAUCACUGAGUGUCUUCAUACAUUCUGUAAGAGCUGCAUAGUAAGACAUUUUUACUACAGUAAUAGAUGUCCAAAAUGCAACAUUGUAGUGCAUCAGACACAGCCCCUUUAUAAUAUAAGGCUGGAUCGACAGUUGCAAGACAUAGUAUAUAAAUUAGUUGUCAACUUGGAGGAAAGAGAGAAAAAGCAAAUGCAUGAUUUCUACAGGGAGAGAGGUCUAGAAAUACCCAAACCUGCUGUGCCACAGCCAGUUGCUGUAGCCAGGGGGAGAUCUCGCAAAGUUGUAGGCUCAGUAUUCCGUAUCCCCCCAGAACUUGACAUGUCUCUGCUCCUGGAAUUUAUUGGAGCUAAUGAUCUCUCAGGGAAUUUUAAGCCGCUGGAAAAGAAGUUUGUACGGGUUUCAGGAGAGGCAACAAUUGGACAUGUUGAGAAAUUCCUCCGAAGAAAAAUGGAUCUUGAUCCUGGCUGUCAGGUAGAUAUAAUAUGUGGAGAUCAUCUGCUGGAACACUACCAGACUUUAAGGGAAAUCCGACGAGCUCUGGGAGAGAGUGCUGUGCAGGAUGGCUUACUUGUGCUGCACUAUGGUCUGAUUCUUAGCAGAGAUUCUGCACUUUAAAAGAUUGUGUAAAUCUCAGAAGUCAAAGAGCUUUGAAGAAG
Euleptes europaea (tarantolino) is the source of this 1007-nucleotide messenger RNA. It is a transcript of the gene PCGF6, whose product is annotated as polycomb group ring finger 6. Gene Ontology annotation, biological process: regulation of transcription by RNA polymerase II. Lineage: Eukaryota; Metazoa; Chordata; Lepidosauria; Squamata; Sphaerodactylidae. The record is from RefSeq and is a predicted model, not a curated record. Bases 1 to 966 code for a protein of 321 amino acids. The transcript has 10 exons. Gene Ontology annotation, cellular component: PRC1 complex.